CACAACAAUUGCUGUUUCGCAAAACAGCAAUGCCAUCAGGGUCCCUAGACGCCUACUAAAGGUCACGAAAGGAGGAAAUCUACCGAGCUAGCUAGCUACCAGGCAGCCAAGUCUUCUCCUGUGGCCUGCCUAUCGCUGCCAGCAUUCUCAUCAGACAGUAUUCUUUCAUAGGGUGGUCGCAACAUCCAUGACGAAACCUCCUCCAAAGCCAAACCAGGCCGCUGUCGGCAAACGUCGUCCCACAGUGCCUCGCGUAUCCUUUGUGACGGAUCAGCAGAAGGAUCGAAGAACCACCACCUUCCAACCGGGAAGUCUUUCCAAGGUUAUUCUGGAAGAUUUGCAAAGUCAGCAAGAGCACAUUGUCCUUGCCGCGCUCGAGUACUUGAGUGGACUCUUUUCUCCCGAUGCAAGCCCUGCUGACAACAGCACCAACAAGACGAAUGGAUCAACAGCCCAUCGCAGUAAUUGUCAACACUUCUUCAACAUGGGUGGCCAUGGUGUUCUCCUCGUUACCAUGAAGCGUUGGAGCGAGAAUGCCGCCAUUCAAUCCUCCAGUUGCGAAUGUUUGGCCAGGUUUAUUCAUGGGUAUAAUAAUAAUAAUAGUGUUCCAACGACAAUCACUAGCACCACCACCCGAAGCAGCAACUUGAGCAACAACAACAACAACAUACCAGUGACGGACACCUUGCUGGAAAUGGGAAUCGUCGAGUUAAUCCUAGGGGCAUUGGAACGCUUUCCCCAUUCUCCCACGCUGCAUUAUCGGGCCAACAACGUACUGCGAUAUCUCGAUAUGAAACGCUUGGUGGAUGAUUUUGAGGGCGUCACUAUGGUGUUGAAAAUCAUGACCACAUUCCCAAAUGUGGCAUCGUUGCAAGAACUGGGGUGCCGAUUCUUGCAAACGAGUCUCCAGUUGGGGUUUGUCACGGCCGCUGAGAUUCGCAGCCGCGCCAUACUGGUGAUUGUGGCAGCCGUCACGGGACACCCACAGCACAAGGGAAUCAAACACAGUGUGGGGGUCAUCCUGAAACGAGUCUCUAGCUAGCUAAAUAUACCGGUAGCUAGCUACGUAGUGGGGUGAACGACGACUCGACUCAAUUUGGAUCCACGAGAGGGCUGUGGAGGGAAGCGAAAUAAAUUGAUGUGGACGAGCCGAUAAAGAUAGAAAGAACUCUUCAAACCUCCCACAGUGUCCCUUCAUUUCCUGCCGUAAAGUCCCCUCCAUCG
Seminavis robusta is the source of this 1224-nucleotide messenger RNA. The record is from the annotation of a GenBank genome assembly. NCBI's taxonomy places the organism in Eukaryota, Bacillariophyta, Bacillariophyceae, Naviculales, Naviculaceae.